GGUAAGAGGUAUUCCCUAUCUCUGAGAUGUGAAUGUUGCACAUCAUGUCUGAGAAGACAUACAAGAUCUGGAACCACUCGUUCAAAUGGACAUCAGAUCAUAUUCCAGCAGAGGGGCUACAGUCUAUGAGAUAUUCGUACGAUGUGCUUGGUGAAGAGUGCUAUCUCAGAUUGAAGCAAAUUGUCUCCAAGCCCAGUCAUGGCCCUACUGAACAAGCCCCGCUGAACCCAGAUCUAUACACUCUCUUGCGAGACAACUAUACCCAAGACAAGAAACUACGCAAGCUAUGGGGUCAAGUACAUUCCAUUCCGGACUGGGUUGACUGGGCGCAAAUAGAAAGAGGUCAGAAGGUCCUUUAUCGAUAUGAUAUACUUGCUUUGAAUUCUCUAGCCUUCCAAGGCCUCAUCGGUGCGAUGGGCCCCGGCCGUGGAGCCGAAACACUCGCACGUACAUCCGGCCUCGGAAGACAGACAGCUCGUCGCCGAAUCCUCGAAACCGCCCAAUUUAUCCUCGAAGUAACUCAAUCCCUAUCCGCACUACAGCCCGGCGGAACGGGCCAAAUCGCUUGUCUACGAGUCCGAUUUCUCCACGCGAUAGUCCGCACCCAAUUCAUGGCUCUUAUUCAAAGGGACUCGUCGCAGUCCACCUAUAAUGUAAAGGAACACGGCAUCCCAAUAAACGAUAUCGAUUCCAUCGUCACAGUACUCGAUCUCUCAGCCGUGAUCCUCCUCAUAGGCCUUCCGGCGCAGGGAAUCUACCCGUCAAACCAGGAAGUGUCCGACUGUAUCGCCAUGUGGAGGUUAGUUGCGCAUUACAUGGGGACGCCUUCUGAGCCAUUCAAGACUCCGCACUCGGCAAAGGUCAUGCUAGAGUCGUAUCUAGUGGCUGAACUGCAUCCUACGGAGAAAAGUGGUCUGUUGGCGAGGAAUAUUUUCCGAGCCCUGGAUGACGCCCUACCUUAUGUGCCACGGUCACUUCUUAUGGCUAAUACGUACUGGCUGAAUGGGAGUGAGCUGUCGAAUCAACUUGGAUUCGAGGGAACAACGAGGGCGUGGUCGCUUGUGCUGAGCUUACUUUAUGGGGUGUUUGUCGGGCUUAUAUAUCUAUGCCGCUUGGUGCCUUGGCUUGAUGAGGGCCAUAUCAAGCUACAACGCCGACUUCAAUGGUACAUUAUUGUAGAGGGGAAGACAGGUCUGGGGAAAAGGUCGACGUUCAAAUUCAAGAAUAAGCCACAACUUCAGCCUCCCCAGAGCACCAGAAUGUAAGUGGAUACUCGGUUCCCGGCAAGAGCAUCGCAUAUGUGAUUCGCUCUUGGAGCUUUAGUUGCGACAAAACUUGGUGAGAGUAUCUUGCUUAGCUAUGGCAGGGCGUGAAUACAUAACCUAUGAACUAUAGUGUAUGGGAUGGUCUUAAUAAAUUUCUCUACUAUUUACUAGACAGCCUAUUCCCACGACGAUAGAUGCUCAUAGAAACGAGAGCCUUGUCAUCCGAUGCAAACCCUCGCCAUUGAGUUCAAAAAUAUCCGACUGUACCUCUUCAAGGACUCUGCAGACCGCUUUCAAAAGCUUUUGGUCAACUGCGGAGUCUGGGGAGGGUGAAAUAGAU
This is a messenger RNA of Aspergillus piperis CBS 112811, 1605 nucleotides long. Its product is annotated as oxygenase MpaB family protein. Gene Ontology annotation, molecular function: oxidoreductase activity. The record is from RefSeq and is a predicted model, not a curated record. NCBI's taxonomy places the organism in Eukaryota, Fungi, Ascomycota, Eurotiomycetes, Eurotiales, Aspergillaceae. The coding region runs from base 45 to 1265 and encodes 406 amino acids. The transcript has 4 exons.